AUGUGUAGAUUGGCGUACUUUAACGAUAUUGUUGUCGGCGCAGUGUGCUAUCGUAUAGAUAGCAUCAGUGCAACCACCGGCACAGACACUGGCAAGGCUGCCAAAAUGGAAGGAACUAGCUCAGGACAAAAGAAACUAUACAUAAUGACCCUUGGAUGUUUAGCUCCUUACAGAAGACUCGGAAUUGGCAGCAUGCUCCUGCGACAUGUAUCCAAAUUUUGUCACAAACAUGGCCAUCUUGAGAGUAUAUUUUUGCACGUUCAGGUCAGCAAUACCGAUGCCGUUGAGUUCUACAAAAAGUUUGGAUUUAGCAUAUCAGGGGAAAUUAAGGGCUAUUAUAGACGAAUAACUCCUCAAGGCGCUUAUAUCCUUGAAAAACGCUUGCCAGAUUCCGAUGUCCAUGAUUAUUCUUCCGAUUCUGAAUAA
This is a messenger RNA of Protopolystoma xenopodis, 426 nucleotides long. Lineage: Eukaryota; Metazoa; Platyhelminthes; Monogenea; Polystomatidea; Polystomatidae. The record is from the annotation of a GenBank genome assembly.